Prosopis cineraria is the source of this 902-nucleotide messenger RNA. RefSeq lists its product as uncharacterized. The transcript has a single exon. NCBI's taxonomy places the organism in Eukaryota, Viridiplantae, Streptophyta, Magnoliopsida, Fabales, Fabaceae. The record is from RefSeq and is a predicted model, not a curated record. The coding region runs from base 78 to 713 and encodes 211 amino acids.
AACUUCAUCCCACACACUUCACUCACAAGCUCUGCAAUUCUCUGCUACUGCAGUACUCCCAUAUCACACAGAGAGGAAUGAGAAAUAUGGGUGAAACUAAGCUUACAAGCAAAACUAAAGCAACCCAUUUGUUAUUAGUUUCAGUGAUGAUCUCUCUAAGCUCUCUUCUUGUCUGCUUUGGCCCUUCCUUGCUUGCCCUUUUCCUUCAUUACUGCAACUUCAACUUCUCCUUCUCCUUCUCCUUCUCCUUCCCUUCCAAGAUCUUCUCUCACACCAUUGACAAGAACUGCAUAUUCCUCCUCUGUAACGGCCUCCUUGUUUUCCUCGGCAUCACCACAUCAUUUUCCACCUCUAGUCCUCCUCAUGAUGAUCUUUUUCAUCAUUAUAGUCAUGAUUAUGAUGCUUCAGAAGAUGAGGUGAUCAGAGUUAGUGAGAUAGCUGCAGAAAUGAUGCAGGAAGAUGAUCCUGACACUGAUGCUGAUGCUGAUGCUGAUGAAGUAAGUGGCGUAUUAUUGGGUUUGGAAUUGAAAGAAGAAGAAGAGUGGUUGGAAGAUGAUGAUGAGAUUGUGGAUGCAGAAAGCGUGGAAGAUGAAGAAGAGAAUUGGAUGUUAAGCACAGAGCAGAUGAACAAGAAAUUUGAUGAUUUCAUCAGAAGGAUGAAGGAAGAUCUGAGGAUUGAAGCUAAACGACAACUAGUCAUGGUUCAUAAUUAAUUAGCAACAACCAGUUUUUUUUUUUUUAAAUUAAAAAAUUAUAUUAGUCUUAGGAUUUCCAGGUUUAAUUAUAUAUUUUUAAGUCUUUUCUUCCCCUGUUCUCUACCAUCUCUUGUAUUUUAGCUACUUUGCUUGUCUUUAUGGCAAAAGUGGAAGUUUAAUCCUUAGGUUGCAAGGAAUUGUUUAUUA